This is a messenger RNA of Cyphellophora europaea CBS 101466, 1740 nucleotides long. RefSeq lists its product as uncharacterized. Gene Ontology annotation, molecular function: protein binding. The record is from RefSeq and is a predicted model, not a curated record. The transcript has 2 exons. Bases 1 to 1740 code for a protein of 579 amino acids. Lineage: Eukaryota; Fungi; Ascomycota; Eurotiomycetes; Chaetothyriales; Cyphellophoraceae.
AUGGCUUCGGCAACGGAAAGGAAGGGCAAGGUAUCCAAACGCUCAGCCAAUUCAUAUAGCACCGAUGAAUGGAAACAACACCGGCCACUAAUCACUCGCAUGUACUUUGAGGAUGGCCGGACUCUCAAAGAGGUUCGCGAGCAUCUUGAGAAGGAGUUUAAUUUCACCCCAAGUGAGCGGAUGUACAAGAGUCGUCUCCACUCUUGGGGACUCGACAAGAAAAAGAAGGAGCACGAGAUGCUCGAGAUUGUUCGUCUAGGCUCGCAGCAGCAAGGUGAUAGCAAGGACAAGACCUUCGUUAUUCGUGGUCGGACUGUCACGCUGGCCGAUGCUCUUCAUUACUUCAACCGAAAGGGAAUCAAAGACCCGACUACUUUACUUGAUCAGCAGCUCGAUGGCUCUGACCCGCAUGGCGAGUUGUCUUCGCCCGAAGAUGGUGACGUCCAAACCCCUCUAUCGGCUCACGGGGAUAUGCUUGAUAGUGCUGCCAAAGGCGACUCGGACUACGACUUCCUAGCUUCUCCCCCACCACAAAGGCAUAUCAAACCGCCUACAUCUAUACCUCUUCACUUUCGUCCAGCCGAUAUCGCGGAGCGUCGGCUGGUGGCUCUACAGACUGCGCUCGGUGUUCCGGAACUCAAACCAAUGCCUGCCUUUCGAACAUUGUCAGUAGAGUCGGUGGUCGCCUCGAAUAAUCUCCCGCCCGAGGAUGGCCGCUACGUUGAUGCAAUCUACCUCCAAUUGCAGGCACACUACCGCGAGAUCUUCGCUUCGCGAAACCUAUCUGUCAACAGCUCCUGGACAGCAACAUCAGAUAAUGCCGGCGCCGACCAUUUCUAUUACCAGAUGUAUCAAGGCUACUCGAACCUUUGGAAUGGGCAGAAGGACAAGGCGUUUGAGUUGUUCCUUUCUGCUGCCGAACUUGUCGAAGGACUCAUAAAGAAUAACCACGUCGCGUUUUUGAUCUAUGUGCUGGACCUUGUAGUUCGGCAUGACGGGUCUGGCCAUGAAGAGCCUCUGAUGAUGAUAUUGCAACAUGUCGCUGAUAUGGCUCGAACAGUCUACGAAUCGGAAUCAGCACCGAUCUACCUGGUCGCAAUGUAUCUCAAGAAUUCCAGGAAUGGACGGGCUGGACUAGCAGAGGCAGCCAUGAGAAGACUAUUGGACUUCUUCCAAGAUAGCAUUGGGUAUUUCCACUCGGAGACAAUCGCUCUCCUGCAGACCUUUGCAACAGCAUUGCUCAAUCGAAAGCGAUAUGCCGAGGCAGCUGUUAGAUUUCAGCAGCUUGUUGAUGCAUUCGAGACUACGCAGGGAAAGCAUUGCUACGAAGUAUGUUACGCACUGCGGACUACAUCGGAAGCCUACUUCCACAUGGGCCAAUAUGUCGAAUCCCUCCAGGCUUUGAAGGCUGCGCUUGCCCGGACUGAAGGCCUUCCACGAGCAGAAGAGAGAGAGAUAUACGUCCGCUGCUUACGAGGAAUGGCCGAGAUCUCGAAUAAGCUGGGCCGCCGUCAAGAAGCCAUUGAGACCAUGCACCACGUUGUGGAUUGCACGCAAGAAGCCUUCGGCGCGGACCAUCCCUUUACAUCUCGCGCGAAGAUGCAUCUGAAGACCACGCAAAAGGGUGAUAGCGAUGAAGUGUCCAGCAUUCCGCCCAUGGUCUACCGCCUCGGGCGGGGAGGUAAAGCGGCCAACUAUGUUUGGGUGACUAGAAGCAGUCCAACAAGAUUGGCACCGUGA